Messenger RNA from Lachancea sp. 'fantastica', 1465 nucleotides. Lineage: Eukaryota; Fungi; Ascomycota; Saccharomycetes; Saccharomycetales; Saccharomycetaceae. The record is from the annotation of a GenBank genome assembly.
AUGGCGAACCUUGAACUGAAGGAUCCGAUACUGGACGAGUGUAGUGAAAAGCAGAAAGAAGCCAAUGCAGUUGAACUUACAGAAGCUUAUGAGACGGAAGAUGGGCCUUACGCUGCAGACGAGUUUUUGGAUCCUCCGCCAGACGGUGGUUAUGGAUGGGUUUGCUGUGCAUGUGUUGCAACAAUGAACUUCUCAACCUGGGGACCCAAUACCUGUUUCGGCAUCUUUUUGUCGUACUUUUUGUCGUCGGACUAAUUCCCAAAUUCCACCCCGACCGAUUUUGCAAUCAUUGGCGGUAUCGUGAUAGGACUCACUUUGCUUCUACUGCCGUGUGUGGCAGCGUGCAUGAAAAUAUUCGGGUACAAACCGACACUAGCGUUCGCAAUUGUGGUAGAGGCGGUUGCGUUCAUUUCCAGCUCGUUUGCCAAAUCUGUGGGCGUUUUGUAUGUCACUACGGGGUUCUUCUAGGCAUUUCGUUUGGCAUCAUUUUCGGGUCCAAUACCAUCGUCAUUCCCAGCUGGUUUUUGAAGAAAAGAGCUUUGGCCAACGGAAUUGGUCACAUAGGGGUUGACUGGGCGGCUCGUUUUUCCUCGCCAUACACGCCAUGAUCAACCGUACUGGUGACCACAAGUGGGCCAUGCGCAUGUUGGCUGUGGUCACUUUCGUUCUCAACUCUAUAUCACUCUGUUUUGUUCAAGUGCGCACGCCGUCUAGUACCGACACGGAGGAGGAAAGCGCCAUAGAAGUGCUGAAGAAGUCGUUCGACAAAUCCGUUCUCAAGAUCGUGCCUCUCCACUACUGUGCCAUAUGGUCGUCGCUCACCACCAUAGGAUACGUAAUUCUCAUGUUUUCCAUGGCGAACUACGCCUCAUCGAUCGGACUGAGCACCCAGCAGGCAACGAUAGCGCUGGCUAUUUUCAACGGAUCGCAAGCCAUUGGAAGACCUUUCAUGGGGUGGUUUUCGGAGUAUGGCGGGAGAUGUAACGCAACAAUCGUGUUGAUGGUCUACAACCUUGUGUUACUGCUGCCCUUUUGGUUCAAUAUCACCAGAUUCAGCGAGAUUGUGCCAUUCUGCAUCUUGCUCGGCUUUGGCGCGGGAGUCGGAUCCGUCAAUGUUGUCCCGCUUGUUUCAGACGUAGUCGGCAUACAGAAGUUUGCUGCCGGUAUGGGCUAUGCAUUUUUUGGGAAUGGUUCGGUGUCAAUUGUUGCUGAGAUUAUUGGGCUGCGAUUGAGAGAUCUCUCAUCUAGCAGACCGUACUUGCGGUGUCAAGUGUUUGUGGUGUGCAUGUAUUUUGGAGGUCUCAUUUCCCUGUUGCCUUAUCGCGGGUGGAAAAUGAGACGAGUUCUUUUAGCGCGCAAUGAUAAUGCGAAUGUCGAUGAUGAUGCAAAAGCACAAUACCGGAGUCUGAUGCGUCCGACGUGGUACAACUACCUGAAGCGGAUGUUCUACAGUUCCAAGAUAUAA